Molecule: messenger RNA, 837 nt
Organism: Aspergillus terreus NIH2624
Lineage: Eukaryota; Fungi; Ascomycota; Eurotiomycetes; Eurotiales; Aspergillaceae
Product: CTAG/PCC1 family protein
Exons: 8
Coding region: 1-837 (278 amino acids)
Cellular component (GO): EKC/KEOPS complex
Source: RefSeq, a predicted model, not a curated record
AUGAAGUUCACUGGAAUCGCCGCUGCCCUCGCUGUUGCCAGCACCGCCUCCGCGGCUGCUCUGCCCGCCGUCCCUCUUGACUCCGCCGUCAACAAGCUGACCAGUGUCCUCGGAAACCUGGACUCUCUCCUCGGUGGCGUCCUCGGCGGCACUGCCCCCGUUGCCCAGCUCACCGAGGUCAAGUCUGAGCUCACUAACAUCAAGAGCAUGCUCGGCCAGUGCACCUCUGGCGUCGUCAAGCGUGAGCUCGUCGACUCCCUGACCGAGCCCGUCGAGGGCGUUGCCGGCAGCGCUGUCGGCACUGUCACGGAGGCCGGCGACGCCGUCACCGGAUCCCUCGGUAUCCGCGCUGGCAACGACCUCAGCAGCCUCUCUGGCAACAUCGUCCAGCAGGUCCAGUCUGGUGUCCUCGAUACCGCCGGCCUCACCAACCUCCUGUCCCUUGUCCAGGCUGGUGACCUCACCUCCGCCCUCGGCAUCCUGAACAUCCUUAUCUGGCAUAAAAUGUCUACCGACGCCUCCGCCACCGAGUUCCCAUACACACUGACCCUCACCAUUCCGCUCCUGACAGAACGGCUCGCCCAGUCCGCCCUCGAGUCCAUCGCAGUCGACAAGGAACUCUCCCCGUUCGUCCGACGCGAGUUCGCUCUUCUCCCCGCGACGCCGUCCGAGUCGCAGGAGAAGUCCACGCUGGAGGUGACAUACCGCGCGACGACAAACCGCAUGCUGCGCGUGGCGGUGAACGGCUUUAUGGAAAGCCUGGGCGUCGUCCUCGAGGUGAUGGGGCAGUUGGACACGGAUGUGCUGGAUUACACGAUGGACCAGGACGAGGAAUGA